UUUAUACACCACAAAAGAAGAAGAAAAGUAUUUGGUCACCCGGAACCUCACCAGCGAAGGACAGUUUGUAGUCGGAUUGCAUUUUUCGUGCGCCUCUGUAAUUUCUUUGUGCUGGCGGGUUUUGUCAACAUGUUUUCAAAACAUGGACGAUGGGAAACUCUCGAGGCUCUAAGAAACUCUUCGAAGGGAAACAUUUCAUUUGACCCGCACUGGUUAGAUAGGGGCGAGGACAUUUUGGCAGGCUGUAAAGGGACGCUGAGCUUGUCCCCACAGUCUGGCACCAUUUUGGAGCGCCUCAGUUCAUUCUCCCCCCAGAAGUCAUUCCUGGUUUCCAAAGACUGCUGCUCAAAUCUUUCAGAAACUCCAACCUCAUUAUCCUCAUUGACAGUUGAUCACAAUGUCAAGAACUCCAGAUGUUCAGUUGCUCCUUUUGAGCAAAUCCUGCAAAACCCUACUUGUGGUGUUGAAGUGAAGCAUGAAAGUCCUGGUCCAGAUUUCAGCCAAGAUUCUGGUCCUGUGUCAUCACCUGCUAUCUCAUUGCUGUCUCCCAAAGCAAUGGAGAUGGCAGGUCAGAUUCUCAGGUUUCAGGAGGAGCAGCGGGAAAGGGCUAAGAUCUCACUCAGAAAACGGCAGGAGGUGCAGGAAAGGCUGGUGGAGGAGGUGUCCAAUAUAGAAUCUGAGCAUCUGAAGCGCUUCGAGGAGCUAACGGAGCUAAAGCAGAGACAAGAGUUCCAGAGUAUGAGGGACAUGAUGGACAGAGAAACUAAAGAGAGCAUGGGCCGUCAAGAAAAGCUGAAGGAAGAACAGCGCCACAGAAUCAAG
Molecule: messenger RNA, 822 nt
Organism: Oryzias melastigma (Indian medaka)
Lineage: Eukaryota; Metazoa; Chordata; Actinopteri; Beloniformes; Adrianichthyidae
Product: nucleoporin GLE1-like
Biological process (GO): regulation of translational termination; poly(A)+ mRNA export from nucleus; regulation of translational initiation
Cellular component (GO): nuclear pore cytoplasmic filaments; cytoplasm; nuclear pore
Molecular function (GO): translation initiation factor binding; phospholipid binding; inositol hexakisphosphate binding
Source: RefSeq, a predicted model, not a curated record